GCAUCAGUGGGCUGAAGAUGACUUUCAGUCAGUAGGGGCAGUUCGGAUGUUCCAACAACCAGAUAAUAACAACACAUAUGUCAUGUACCAUGGAACCACUAGUGCCAAUGCUCUGAAAAUCUUGGCCUCUGGCUUUCAACGGUCGGCAGAUGGCAUGCUUGGUCCUGGUGUCUACCUCAGCAGAGAUCUGCAGAAAGCGAGCCGCUAUCCCAUUGAUCACCCUGAGAAUGACAGGGCCGUCAUUAGGGUUCUGGUCAACGUGGGAAAAGUGAUUGCCAUCAAUCGUCAACACCAUCCACAUCAGAAGAAUUGGCAUGACUACGGAUACGACACUGCCUGGGUGCCACCCAACUGUGGAAUGGUGAAGAGCGGCUUGGAGGAGGAUUGUGUCUGGGAUCCCAAACGAAUCCAGAUCCAGAGUAUCAUCAAACCAACUGAAGAUGACUUUCAGUCAGUAGGGGCAGUUCGGAUGACCCGACAACCAGAUAAUAAAAACACAUAUGUCAUGUACCAUGGAACCACUAGUGCCAAUGCUCAGAAAAUCUUGGCCUCUGGCUUUCAACGGUCGGCAGAUGGCAUGCUUGGUCCUGGUGUCUACCUCAGCAGAGAUCUCCAGAAAGCGAGCCGCUAUCCCAUUGAUCACCCUGAGAAUGACAGGGCCGUCAUUAGGGUUCUGGUCAACGUGGGAAAAGUGAUUGCCAUCAAUCGUCAAUACCAUCCACAUCAGAAGAAUUGGCAUGACUACGGAUACGACACUGCCUGGGUGCCACCCAACUGUGGAAUGGUGAAGAGCGGCUUGGAGGAGGAUUGUGUCUGGGAUCCCAAACGAAUCCAGAUCCAGAGUAUCAUCAAACCAAUUCGAACCCAGCACUACUCUGGAUCUGGUGCACAAGGCUACAUGUAA
This is a messenger RNA of Mugil cephalus (flathead mullet), 904 nucleotides long. RefSeq lists its product as uncharacterized. The transcript is spliced from 2 exons. NCBI's taxonomy places the organism in Eukaryota, Metazoa, Chordata, Actinopteri, Mugiliformes, Mugilidae. The record is from RefSeq and is a predicted model, not a curated record. The coding region runs from base 47 to 904 and encodes 285 amino acids. Gene Ontology annotation, cellular component: cytoplasm. Gene Ontology annotation, molecular function: NAD+ poly-ADP-ribosyltransferase activity.